This is a messenger RNA of Apodemus sylvaticus (European woodmouse), 1209 nucleotides long. RefSeq names its product SAP30 binding protein (gene Sap30bp). The record is from RefSeq and is a predicted model, not a curated record. The transcript has 11 exons. Bases 47 to 973 code for a protein of 308 amino acids. NCBI's taxonomy places the organism in Eukaryota, Metazoa, Chordata, Mammalia, Rodentia, Muridae. Gene Ontology annotation, cellular component: nucleus. Gene Ontology annotation, biological process: regulation of DNA-templated transcription.
GUCUUAUGAGUCAUAGGUGUGAGCCACACCGUGCUGUGGGAGUAAGAUGGCGGGGAAGAAGAAUGUUUUGUCGUCUCUUGCAAUUUAUGCCGAAUAUUCAGACCCUGAAUCUGAUGGCGAAACUGGAGUCGACGCUGUGGGCGGUGCGGCUGAGGAGAAAGGUGGUUUGGUAUCUGACGCCUAUGGAGAAGACGACUUCUCUCGCGCAGGGGGUGAUGAGGACGGUUACGAAGAAGAGGAGGACGAGAACAGUAAGCAGUCGGAAGAUGACGAUUCAGAGACUGAAAAACCUGAGGCUGAUGACCCAAAGGAUAAUACAGAGGCAGAGAAGCGGGACCCCCAGGAAUUGGUGGCCUCCUUCUCUGAGAGGGUCCGCAACAUGUCACCCGAUGAAAUCAAGAUCCCAGCAGAGCCGCCAGGCAGAUGUUCCAAUCACUUACAAGAUAAGAUCCAGAAGCUCUACGAGCGGAAGAUAAAGGAGGGAAUGGAUAUGAACUACAUCAUCCAAAGGAAGAAGGAGUUCCGGAACCCCAGCAUCUACGAGAAACUGAUCCAGUUCUGUGCCAUUGAUGAGCUAGGCACCAACUACCCCAAGGAUAUGUUUGACCCCCAUGGCUGGUCUGAAGAUUCCUACUAUGAGGCAUUAGCCAAGGCCCAGAAGAUUGAAAUGGACAAAUUAGAAAAGGCCAAAAAGGAGCGAACCAAAAUUGAGUUUGUAACGGGCACCAAGAAAGGCACCACAACCAGUGCCACGGCCACCACCAGCAGCACUGCCAGCACAGCUGUCGCAGAUGCCCAGAAGAGGAAGAGCAAGUGGGACUCUGCCAUCCCCGUGACGACAAUAGCACAGCCCACCAUCCUCACCACCACAGCCACCCUGCCAGCAGUGGUCACUGUCACCACCAGUGCCAGCGGCUCCAAGACCACUGUCAUCUCUGCUGUGGGCACCAUCGUGAAGAAGGCCAAGCAGUGACGAGAGCACACCCAAGACUUGGCGGGACUGUGCAGCCCAGUAGCUUCCACCCUGGGAGGUGGCACUCUGUGUGUUUAGGACUGAGAUGAACUCCCCACAUGCCUCCCACAAGGAGCCUCUGUGACAUUCCAGCCGGAAGGACAUUACAGCAGAGGCAGUGGUGUGCUUGGACAGGGUCUGUCCAUACACCUCUUGGGUCUCACCCAAUUAAAAGUACUGCUUCUUGGGUCCCGGCA